CAUCAAGCGGAAACGAAUCCGGGAGAUCGAUUUGCAGAGAGGGAAACAGAAGCGGAGCUAAAGCCUGAAUCAUGAUUUCGCAGUUCUUCGUUUUGUCUCAACGAGGCGAUAAUAUUGUAUUUCGCUACUAUCGUGGUGAAGUACCGAAAGGAGGUGCGGAGGUUUUCUCUCGCAAAGUUAAGUUUUGGAAAGAAGAUGGACAAGAAGAGGCGCCGCCUGUCUUUGUAGAAUGUGGAUGGUGUGAACUACUUUAAUGUGAAGGUUGUUGGAUUGUUGUUUGUUGCAACCACAAGGGUUAAUGCGUCACCGUCUCUUGUACUGGAGCUUCUACAAAGGAUUGCCUGUGUCAUUAAAGGUUAGCUGGGCAUUCUAAAUGAAGAGUCAUUGUGGAAGAACUUUGUUCUUGUGUAUGAGUUGCUUGAUGAAGUUAUCGUAAGUCUCUUGUCAUAUCGCAUAACCUUCUUAGCUUGUAAAAGGGUUUGCUGCUAUUUACCUUGGGAGUCUUGCAUGUAGCAUCAUGGUUUUGCUUAUGUAUGUUGAUAUGAGCUCACAAUUGAUUGUAUUUUGAGUUUUUUUUUUUGCAUAACCAAAUGUGGCUAUUCUGAUUAAAUUUUGCUAUGCUUUGUUGCUAUGGUGAAGCUGACUGUGGUUAUGUGCAAACAACAUCCACUGAAGUAUUGAAGCCCUAUGUAUUUAAUGAGCCAAUUCUGAUUGAUGCUGCACGACUCCAACCUCUUGGUCCUGCUGCAAUCUUUAUUCAAGGGACCAAAAGAAUGCCUGGGACAGCAGUCACAAAGUCUGUUGUCGCAAAUGAACCUGGAGGAAGAAAGAGAGAAGAAAUUUUUGUUGAUAUAAUUGAGAAAAUUAGCGUUACGUUCAGCUCUAGUGGAUAUUUACUGACUUCUGAGAUUGAUGGAACCAUUCAAACGAAGAGCUAUCUAACUGGAAAUCCAGAAAUCCAGUUGGCUCUUAAUGAUGACCUGAGCAUAGGAAGAAGCGGGGGAUCAGUUUGUGGUACUACCGAGUGUCAACAAUCUUUCUAUGAUAUUGGCCGAAAAAAUCUGAAAGAGUAUCAACAAUCAAUCAGAAGAUAAGCACUUUCUAAACUUGCUCCAGCAAGUAUUGGAACCAAUAAAUUGAGUAGCAAUGGAGAUGGGUUCCAGCAUAUUGGAAAUUCUUGCAAAAAUGUGAUAGGAAUUUAAGAAUUAAUCUUCAACUCAUGUAUACUUACCUCUUAAGUGAGUUCAUUAUUCCUGCUUUUUAAAGAUGCAUUUUCUUGGAUUAAAUUUAUUGUUGAUAUUUUAACAGAGUUAGUUUUGUGUUGGAAGCUGGAGCUGUUGGGCAAAGAACAGAUUUCAAAGAUGCAAACAAGAGACUUGAAUGGGGUUUGAAGAAGAUUGUUGGUGGUUCUGAAUAUAAACUGCGUGCAAAGUUGACAUUUUCACAAGAAUCACAUGUAAACAUCACAAAGGAAGCUGGACCAGUUAGCAUGACUUUCACAAUACCGAUGUAUAAUGCUUCAAGACUUCAGGUGAAAUACUUGCAGAUUGCUAAGAAAUCCAGUGCUUACAAUCCAUAUCGAUGGGUGAGAUACGUCACUCAGGCCAAUUCGUAUGUUGCUCGAAUCUAAUAUCUUAGAGCUUCCAUCUUUCCCCUGCACCUCAUUUGUUGUCAUGUUAUCACAUUUAGACCGGAUUCUCCGUUAUCGUUGAAUCAAAAUUAUGUUUCACUGAGUAGUUUAUCACUCACUGUGCACAUCAUAGGACAAAUUUUUGUUACCGGCAAUCAGUGGGUUACCUCCUGCUAGAAAGCAUGUCAGUCGAAGGAAGUCAGGGAGAAACUCCAUAACAUAUGAAUUGGCUUAUGGUUGGUAUCUAAUUCGAAGAAAUCUCAUGAACUGUA
Messenger RNA from Rubroshorea leprosula, 1902 nucleotides. NCBI's taxonomy places the organism in Eukaryota, Viridiplantae, Streptophyta, Magnoliopsida, Malvales, Dipterocarpaceae. The record is from the annotation of a GenBank genome assembly.